AUGGUUUCGUGUGCAGAGAAAUACACCAACAAACAGCAUAUUAUCGCCGAUCGUCUACGAUUGACUUCAAGCCCAUUGGUGCGUGCAUGUUUAGGCGAAUUCAUGGGUACAAUUAUUUUGAUGAUCUUCGGUAGUGGUGUGCUAGCACAAGUGAUCCUCGGUGACCAUGGCAAACAUGCUCAUGGAACAUUCAUUUCAAUCAGUAUGGGGUGGGGUUUCGCAGUGUAUAUGGCAGUGAUGUUCUCAGGACAGUGUGGUUCUGGACACUGUAAUCCAGCUGUGACUCUGGCAGCUGCAGUCGUCGGUAAACUGCCAUUCCGUCGUAUACCGUUUUAUACAUUCUUUCAAGUGCUCGGUGCUUUCCUCGGUUCAUUGGUUGUCUUCGCUCUAUAUCGUGAAAAAAUCACAGAAUAUGCCAACUUGCAUGACAAUGGGAAGUUGUUGGUGAAUUCCACAGGUGGUAUAUUCGUCACCAAUCCAUCGGCAUCUCAUCUCACAUGCUUUCUCGAUCAAAUUCUCGGUACUGCAUUGUUGACUGCAGGAGCGUUCGCCAUCACCGAUCCGAAUGGAUGGAAACUUCCAGACUACUUACAUCCACUACAUUUGGCAUUUAUGGUCUACGCUAUUGUUGGUUGUUUCGCACUGAAUGCCGGAGCUGCUCUAAAUCCAGCUCGUGAUUUGGGACCCAGACUCAUGAUAUUCAUGUUCGGUUGGGGUAACCAAGCAUUCAGUGGAGGAAACUACUUCUUCUGGAUACCAAUAGCUGGACCAUAUAUUGGUGCUGUGAUCGGUGCAGUCUUAUACGAAUUGACUAUCGGUAUACAUUUGGAUAGGAAAUCCGACUUCGUUGUGGACAUUGAUUAUGAAGAAUCACAACGCGAUAGUAAGAAGUUGAUGGCGUCUGCAUCACCGUAA
Molecule: messenger RNA, 915 nt
Organism: Schistosoma margrebowiei
Lineage: Eukaryota; Metazoa; Platyhelminthes; Trematoda; Strigeidida; Schistosomatidae
Source: the annotation of a GenBank genome assembly